AUUGGGAUCGGCCUUAGUUUUCUAGUUGCAUCCGUCGUCCUCUGGGUAAUAUCCCGAAUCCAACAAAACAUUCAUUGCCAUCCACUUGCCAGGAAAACGGGAUGGUUUCCUUAUUUCUGGUUCCUCUUUCGAGCCGUGAUCAAUCCUAACGAAGUCAUCAAUUUCACACUGGCAACGCGUCUAAUCAUCGCCGCCUGGUGCCUGAUGGGCAUCGUCUUCGUCAAUUCCUACACGAGCAGUUUGUUGUCUUAUUUGCUGGCCCCCACAUUCCUGCCAGUCAUCAGCACAGUCCAGGACUUGGCAGACAGCCACAUCGUACAGAUAACGUCAUUGAAACACACUUCCGCCGACUCCGCGUUACUCGCGGCAACGUCCGGUUCGUUUGCCAAACUUGGCGCAAGUCUCCGAGCUCACCCCGAGAACCUUCUGGAAACGUUGGACAACAUUGAAGAUAUCGUGUUUUAUCAGCGGAAAGCUUUCCCUUACCAAGAAACUUCGCUUAAGCAGCGAAUUUAUGACGACUUCAAAGCAACUCGACAGUGUCGCCUUUCGAUCGCCAAGGAACCGCUCUUCCCCGAUCAAAUUGCAUUCGCCCUACCCAAGUCAAGCCCCUUGACGACCGACUACAACUACGAGCUUAUUUGGCUCCGCCAACUCGGAUUGUUAAAUCAUUGGGCCAAUUCCUUUUUGCCCAGACCUUAUCGGUGCUCAGCUCCGCUGGCUUCACUGCGCCCAACUUCAAAUGAAAGGCUGACUCUCAAUUAUCUGUCGAGCGCUUUCCUCCUUUAUGGUGUCGGCGUCGGGGUUUCAAUCUUGGCUUUCGUGCUGGAAGUCAUUUCCACUUGGUGGAACGCAACUACUCGUGUCAAAUCAUUUGGGUCACGCCAUUCUAGAAUUAACGCAUAGGUUCACAUGCUUAUAGGACACAAAACUCGGUCACAUUCUUAUUUUCCUUGUUCUGUGGAUAGAGCUGCUGGGAAACUGUGAAAAUCUAGCAGCUAUAAUUGCUAGCUCAUAUGUCUGUCUCUGCUUUAUAGUCUACGUCUAAUAAGCUACUUAACUUUAGGACCAAAUAUUAGUAAUGUAUUUGCUAUUACUU
Molecule: messenger RNA, 1099 nt
Organism: Daphnia pulex (common water flea)
Lineage: Eukaryota; Metazoa; Arthropoda; Branchiopoda; Diplostraca; Daphniidae
Exons: 5
Coding region: 205-906 (233 amino acids)
Source: RefSeq, a predicted model, not a curated record